GACUCUGAUUCACAGUCCGUCUCUGAUUCAGAACCAAGGAACAUUGGCUCGGUUAGUAAUCCUUCUGGGAGUGACAGUGAACGGGACGAUGAUGAUGAUGAUGGACAUUCUACUGUGAAACCCAGCAAUAAAGAAUUGUUUGGCGAUGACAGUGAGGAUGAAGCGGGCUCUCAGCACAGCGGUAGUUACAAUCGUUCAGAGAGGUCAGAUGAUCAGUCUGAAGGUAAUGUUCAAUCCGAUCAAGAAAACGAUCAGUCAGAUGCUGAACAGCAUAGCGGUUCUGAACAUUAUCAUGAUGAAGACAAUGAUGAAGAUGGAGGGCACAAAUCUGAUCACAGUAGCCGUCACUCAGAUAUUGAGGGCUCAGAAAAAGAAGCUCAUUCUGAGGAUGAAAAGUGGGCCAGGGAUGAUAAAAGCGAUCAAUCAGACGAAGAGGAAAAAAUGCAGAACUCCGAUGAUGAGGUCCAGCAUUCUGAUGAAGAGGGUAACCUUCGAUCGGAUGAUGAGAUGAACAGGCAGUCUGAUGGAGAGGACCAUGAAAACCACCAGUCUGAUGGUGAAGAUCACAGGCAGCAGUCAGACGAUGAGGACAAUGAACACAGACAUUCUGAUUAUGAGAGGCAGCACUCUGAUGGAGACUACCAUGACCAUCAGCAAUCAGACGAUGAGGAGCUAAAAAUUCAACAUUCAGAUGAUGAACUGGAGCGGCAGAGAUCAGAUGAUGAGCAGCAGCACUCUGAUGAUGACGAUCAGGAGCACAGACAGUCAGACGAUGAACGUCAACAUUCAGAUGAUGAAGAAAAUGAGCGACAUCGAUCAGACGAUGAGCCACAGCAUUCUGAUGGAAAAGGAAGUGAUAGUGAAGAGGAGAUUGUUCAAAAGAGGCAUAAGAAGGCAAUAGCGUCGGACACUGAUGAGGAUAGUGACGCAGAAGCUGGUAAAGAGAAAAAAGAUGCUGCUGAUCUCUUUGGUGAUGCGGAUGACAUUUCUUCAAGUAGUGAUGGAGAAGAAAAGCCUCCCACGCCUGGACAGCCCAUGGAUGAGGAUGGACUAGAUCAAGACCAGCCAGAGGAAGAACCUGUUCCUGAAACCAGAAUAGAAGUCGAGAUCCCCAAAGUGAACACAGAUCUCGGGAAUGACUUGUAUUUUGUCAAGCUUCCCAACUUUCUCAGUGUUGAGCCCAGACCGUUUGACCCUCAGUAUUACGAAGAUGAAUUUGAAGAUGAAGAAAUGUUAGAUGAAGAAGGUAGAACUAGGCUGAAAUUAAAGGUUGAAAACACAAUUCGGUGGAGGACAAGACGGGAUGAAGAAGGGAAUGAUGUCAGAGAGAGAGUAAUGCACGUAUUGUUAAAUGGUCUGAUGGCAGCAUGUCCUUACACUUGGGAAAUGAAGUUUUUGAUGUAUACAAAGCUCCACUCCAAGGGGACCACAACCAUCUCUUUAUCAGACAAGGAACAGGUUUACAGGGUCAAGCUGUAUUCAAGACCAAGCUUACAUUCAGGCCUCAUUCAACAGACAGCGCCACUCACAGGAAGAUGACGUUGUCUCUGGCAGACAGGUGCUCUAAGACUCAGAAGAUCAGAAUACUUCCAAUGGCAGGACGUGACCCUGAGUCUCAAAGAAAUGAAAUGAUUAAGAAAGAAGAAGAGAGAUUGAGAGCCUCAAUCCGUAGGGAGUCCCAACAGCGCAGAAUCAAGGAAAAGCAACACCAGCGUGGACUGAGUGCUAACUACCUGGAACCUGAUCGCUAUGAUGAUGAGGAGGAAGGGGACGAGUCUAUAAGCUUGGCAGCCAUUAAAAACAGAUAUAAGGGAGGAAGAGAGGAGCGUGCCCGCAUCAUUCUUCGGACAGUGAUGAAGGCUCAGAUGAGGAUAAAACUCAGAGGUUACUCAAGGCAAAGAAACUGAACAGUGAUGACGAGGUGGGAGCAC
This is a messenger RNA of Staurois parvus, 1931 nucleotides long. The record is from the annotation of a GenBank genome assembly. Lineage: Eukaryota; Metazoa; Chordata; Amphibia; Anura; Ranidae.